Molecule: messenger RNA, 2736 nt
Organism: Phytophthora sojae
Lineage: Eukaryota; Oomycota; Peronosporomycetes; Peronosporales; Peronosporaceae
Exons: 1
Coding region: 1-2736 (911 amino acids)
Biological process (GO): aspartate family amino acid biosynthetic process
Molecular function (GO): NADP binding; aspartate kinase activity; homoserine dehydrogenase activity
Source: RefSeq, a predicted model, not a curated record
AUGGACUGCACGUCGCCGUCGAUGCUGAUCGGGGCCAACUGGCCCAAGGAGGUCCUGGAGCACCCGCUGUCGCUGGACGGCGACGCGUUCUCGCUCUCGUCCGCCGCCGAGUUCAGUCACCUGGACCACCGCAAUGGCGCGCGCAACGUGUACAAGUUCGGCGGCACGUCCGUGGGCAGCCCCGCGCGGCUCUGCGGCCUCGUGCGCAUCGUGCGCAGCGAGCGCGAGCGCGUGCUGGCCGUCGUGGUGUCCGCCAUGGGCCACACGACCGACUACCUGCUGGAGGCCGUGGCGUUUGCCGCCAAGGGGGACGCCGAGAACGCGCUCAAGGUCGUGGACAAGCUGCAGGCGCUGACGCUCACGAACGCCCACGACACACAGAAGGAGCUGGAGGUGGAGCACGUGGAGGACAUGACCGACAUCAUCGUUGAGCACUUUAAGCCGCUGCGCGAGCUGCUGUUCGGUAUUUGCUUGCUGCAGGAGCAGACGGCUGCGGCCACGGACACCGUGCUGUCCUUCGGCGAGCGCAUCAGCGCCACGAUUGUGGCCAAGCUACUAACCAAGGCCGGCGUGGAGGCCUUCUACCUGGACGCCAGGGAGUGGCUCACCACAGACGACACCCACGGCUGCGCCAAGGUGUUCUUCGACGAGUCCAAGGAGAAGCUGCAGCAGUUGGCGGCGCAGUGGAAGCCCAACACGCUGCCGGUGAUCACGGGCUUCAUCGCGCGCACACGCAGCGGCCGCACCACGACGCUGGGACGUAACGGAUCCGACUACACUGCUACGCUGGUGGGGUCUUCGCUCGGCGCCGACUACGUGCUGAUCAACACAGACAUCUCCGGUGUUAUGACUGCGGACCCGCGGAUCGUGGACCGCGCAGUGGCGCUCUCCCACUUGAACCACCACGAGGCUCUGGAGCUCGCGGUGUACGGCACGCGCAUGUUCCACGCGCGCACGAUGGUGCCGCUGAUUAAGGGCGAUGUGACCAUGCUCAUCCGCAACACAAUGGACCCCAACGGCCACGGUACGUACAUCAGCGGCGUCGGCCGCUCAGGCACGCGCGAGACGUGCACCACGUCGCUGGAGAACCUGGCGAUCAUCGAGGCGCGCACGCGCAUCCUGCAGGACGGCAGCAGCGACCCUCACCAGCAGGAGAACAUCGGUGCACGCGUGACGAAGGUGCUGGAGGAGCUCAAGAUCCCCGUGUGGCUGUCGAUCCGCGGCGCUCACGGCCAGGCCAUCAGUGUCGUGGUGCCUCGCAGCGCUGAAGAACAGGCGUGCGCAGCCAUCAACGCCGAGCUGAGCGCUGAGAUCGAGUCGCACGAGGUGGACCCUCUGAACUCCGAGUCACCUGUGACUAUGCUUUCCGUCGUGGCCGAAGACUUGUCCAAGGUUCCUUACAACCAGACCAAGUUCUUCGGAGCCCUCGCUGACGCUGGCAUUGAAGUGCAGGCCGUCGGUCAGGGCACUAGCUCACGAUCGCUGAGCUGUGUCAUCCGCGGCGCCGACACCAAGGUGGCUGUGCGUCGCGUGCACGACGCCUUUAACGUGGACUACCUCGUCACCAACAUCGUCCUGCUGGGCUGCAACCACAUCACGCUGGGCGUGGUGCGCCAGCUCCAGAAGCAGCAGGAGCUGUACCGCUUCCAGCACAAGGCGCGCGUCAACAUCGUCGGCUUCGGCUCCAACUGCUGCGACUUCAUGUACAACCCCAAGGGCUUCACGUUCGAGGAGCUCAUCGCACGGCUGGAAAACUGCAAGAGCGACAACGCCGUGGUGUCUGCGGCUUCCCCAUCCAGUGCAGCAGCUCAGUACGCUGGCGCGCCGUCGCUCGAGCAGCUGGAUCAACUGCAGGAUCUAGCCAUCCCUAUCCUCGUCGACUGCUCCGGCCAGGCCAACACCAAGGACCUCUACUCAGUGUGCAUCGAGCGCGGCAUCCACGUCGUGGCUUCCAACGCGCGCUCGGUGAGCAGUCUUCCGCCUACGUCGUCGCGCGAGAGUGUGGCCACCACGCGCUCCAAGACUGGGCGUACGUUCUUCAUGUACACGUCCACUAUCGGCGCCAGUCUGCCGGUGGUCGACACGCUCGGCAACAUCCUGCGCACUGGUGACCGCGUACUGAGCAUCGAGACGUCACUCAGCGGCUCGAUGAACUACGUCGCCAACAAAGUCAUGAAGGGCAAAAAGCUAUCGGAGGCGGUGGGUGAGGUGCUACGCAAGGGCUACUGCGAGCGCGACCCGCGCGAGGACUUCAUGGGUACGGACAUGGUCUCCAAGAUCGUGGUACUGGCGCGCGCUCUCGGCGUGCACAUCAACCCGAGCGCCGUUCGACUGGAGCCGCUGAUCCCGCACAGUGUGCUUGAUACUAUCUCGUGGUCGAGCGAGAUGGAGGUGGAGGACAUCGUCUCCGGCCUCGAGGCGCACGACGAAGCCUUCCGGGACAAGUACUACGUGCCCGCAGUGGCAGAGAACAAGCGUCUGCACUACGUCGCCUCCAUCGACCUGGCCAAGUUCCCGUCCAUCCAGGCCAAGAUCCAGCCCGUGCUCGUUGACGAGGACCACCCGGCCUACUACACCAAGGACAACGAGAUCGCCUUCGGCUUCUCCUCCGUGCAGUACCCCAACCCGCUGGUGCUCAAGGGCUCCGGCACCGGUGCCGCUGCUAGCGCCACCGGCGUCCUCCGCGACGUGCUCACGAUCCUCAACUCGCUCAACGGCAAGAACGUCCACGUCUAA